AAUCCAGUAAAAACCAGACAGGGUUAGGUUUCCGAUGCUCCCAUUUCUCGGCUCCAGCUUGUCCUCCCCUGCUGUUAUUCCUGUCCUGUGCUCUUCCUUCCCUCCCUUCACGACCAGUUCUUCUCUUCCCACCCUCUCUCCCCUCCACGCCAUCACCAGUCAGGACACACUGACGGAUUAACCGAACCAUCCCCAUCUCACUCCUCAACGAACGACCAACCCUAGAAAGAAUUAUCCAAGAUGGUGAACUUUACCGUCGACCAAGUCCGAGGACUUAUGAACAAGCGGGCCAAUGUCCGGAACAUGUCCGUUAUUGCUCACGUCGAUCACGGAAAAUCGACUUUGACCGACUCGCUUCUGUCCAAGGCCGGUAUUAUCGCCAGUGCCCGUGCCGGAGAGGCUCGUGCUACCGAUACCCGUGCUGAUGAACAAGAACGAGGUAUCACCAUCAAAUCUACUGCCAUUUCCAUGUUCUUUGAGCUCGAAAAGGAGGACUUGGCCGAUAUCAAACAAGCUACCGAUGGUACCGAAUUCUUGAUCAACUUGAUCGACUCACCCGGACACGUUGAUUUCUCAUCCGAAGUCACUGCCGCUCUCCGUGUCACCGACGGUGCCUUGGUCGUCGUUGAUUGUGUUGAGGGAGUCUGUGUACAGACUGAGACGGUACUUCGUCAAGCCCUCACUGAGCGUAUCAAGCCUGUUGUGAUCAUCAACAAGGUCGACCGAGCUCUCUUGGAACUUCAAGUUUCUAAGGAAGACUUGUACCAAUCGUUCUGUCGAACUGUUGAGAGUGUCAACGUCAUCAUCUCCACCUACAACGACAAAACCCUCGGUGAUGUCCAGGUUUACCCCGAAAAGGGUACCGUCGCCUUUGGUUCCGGUCUCCACGGUUGGGCUUUCUCCCUCAGACAAUUCGCCAAACGUUACUCCAAGAAGUUUGGUGUUGACGCCGACAAGAUGAUGGGUCGUCUCUGGGGUGACAACUACUUCAACCCCAAGACCAAAAAAUGGGUUAAGAACGCCAUCGAUGCUGAUGGAAACACUCUUGAGCGUGCCUUCAACAUGUUUGUGCUCGAGCCCAUCUUCAAGAUCUUCGAUUCAGUCAUGAACUUCAAGAAAGAUCAAGCCAUGACCUUGAUUGACAAGCUUGAAGUCAAGCUCACCUCAGAGGAGAGAGAUACCGAAGGAAAGGCCCUGUUGAAGAUCAUCAUGCGGAAGUUCCUUCCCGCCGGUGACUCCCUAUUGGACAUGAUCUGUAUCCAUCUUCCAUCCCCGAUCACCGCCCAGAAAUACCGAGUCGAGACCUUGUACGAAGGUCCUAUGGAUGACGAGGCUGCCCUUGGAAUCCGUGAUUGUGACCCGAACGGACCAUUGAUGUUGUACGUUUCCAAGAUGGUACCGACCACCGAUAAAGGGCGAUUCUACGCCUUCGGACGUGUCUUCUCUGGAACCGUCAAAGCCGGACCAAAGAUCCGAAUUCAAGGGCCUAACUACACCCCCGGCAAGAAGGAAGACUUGUUCAUCAAAUCUAUCCAACGAACUGUUUUGAUGAUGGGUGGUCGUGUUGAAGCCAUCGAGGAUUGCCCGGCCGGUAACAUCAUCGGCUUGGUCGGUGUUGAUCAAUUCUUGCUCAAGUCUGGAACCCUCACUACCUCUGAGACCGCUCACAACAUGAAGGUCAUGAAAUUCUCCGUCUCUCCCGUCGUCCAAGUCGCUGUGGAGGUCAAGAACGCCAACGAUCUGCCAAAACUUGUCGAAGGUCUCAAGCGACUAUCGAAGUCUGAUCCUUGUGUACAAACCUGGAUUGCUGAGACCGGAGAGCACAUCGUCGCCGGUGCUGGUGAACUUCAUCUUGAAAUCUGUCUCAAGGAUUUACAAGAUGACCACGCCCAAGUCCCUCUUAAGAUUUCUGACCCCGUCGUCGGAUACAGAGAGACCGUCCAAACCGAAUCUUCGAUCGUUGCCUUGUCCAAGUCCCAAAACAAGCACAACCGACUGUACGUUAAGGCUCAACCGAUUGAGGAAGAGCUUUCCAAGGCUGUUGAGGAGGGCAAGGUUGGCCCCCGUGAUGAUUUCAAGCUCCGUGCUCGUCUUCUAGCCGAUGAGUACGGAUGGGAUGUCACCGAUGCCCGAAAGAUCUGGGCGUUUGCCCCUGAUGGAAGCGGUCCCAACUUCUUGGUCGAUACCACCAAGGGAGUCCAAUACCUCAGUGAAAUCAAGGAUUCGUGUGUUGCUGCCUUCCAAUGGGCGGCCAAGGAAGGUCCUUGUGCCGAAGAAAACAUGCGAGGAACCAGAUAUAACAUUCUCGAUGUGACUCUCCACACUGAUGCUAUUCAUCGUGGUGGUGGUCAGAUCAUCCCAACCUGUCGACGUGUUGUUUACGCUGCUGCUCUGCUUGCCAACCCUGGUCUUCAAGAGCCCAUGUACAUGGUGGAGAUGCAAACCCCUGAGAACGCUUUGGGUGGUAUUUACUCCGUCUUGAACAAGAAGCGAGGACAUGUGUUCUCUGAAGAACAGAGAGUCGGUACCCCCAUGUACACCGUCAAGGCCUACUUGCCGGUAUCUGAAUCGUUCGGAUUCAACGGAGAGCUCCGACAAGCUACCUCCGGACAAGCCUUCCCACAGAUGGUGUUUGAUCACUGGCAACUGAUGGCUGGUACCCCCCUCGAGAAGGGUAGCAAGCUUGAACAAUUGGUUCACGAUAUCAGGAAACGUAAAGGUCUGAAGAUCGAGAUCCCAGCUCUAGAUAACUACUAUGACAAACUCUAGAAGAAAAAAAUGUAUCUAGUCUUCUGGAUCUUCUCUUCCAUCCUCUCUCCCUCUUCCUCUCCCUCUCUUUAUUAUGAGAAUCCUUACGAAAUUCAAAUGCAUCUAUUCCUUUUUUUAAACUUAGUUUACUUGAUGCUUCCCUUUAUUUUUGCUCUCUACCCCACCGAAAAAUCACAAAAGAAUAUCUACAUCGUUGUGUGAUUUCACACAUCAACAAAUAUAGAGAGCGAGACUGAGCGAGAGCAUGGGUUACAGUUAUGUGUGGAACAAUCUGUGUUCUCUCUUUGUGUCGAUUGACUUUUGUUUCUCCCCAUGCUCGAUCAUCCAUGCCUUGGGUGCUCUAUUAACCACUAAACAUUGGUGACUGCGAAAUUGUAGAUGAACAUAGGUGAUGACAGCAGGGCAUGAGUCAGCAAACAUUCUCAAGAUGAUUGAUG
Messenger RNA from Puccinia graminis f. sp. tritici CRL 75-36-700-3, 3206 nucleotides. RefSeq names its product elongation factor 2. Gene Ontology annotation, cellular component: cytosol; ribonucleoprotein complex. The coding region runs from base 241 to 2769 and encodes 842 amino acids. The transcript is spliced from 10 exons. NCBI's taxonomy places the organism in Eukaryota, Fungi, Basidiomycota, Pucciniomycetes, Pucciniales, Pucciniaceae. Gene Ontology annotation, molecular function: ribosome binding; GTPase activity; translation elongation factor activity. The record is from RefSeq and is a predicted model, not a curated record. Gene Ontology annotation, biological process: translational elongation.